Molecule: messenger RNA, 1071 nt
Organism: Aureobasidium namibiae CBS 147.97
Lineage: Eukaryota; Fungi; Ascomycota; Dothideomycetes; Dothideales; Saccotheciaceae
Exons: 4
Coding region: 1-1071 (356 amino acids)
Biological process (GO): polyketide metabolic process
Source: RefSeq, a predicted model, not a curated record
AUGACGGCUAGAAUAGAUUCGGGCGAGCCCUUUCUCAAAUAUCUCAAUGUCAGCAAGACACCGUACAUUUUCCUCACGGCCGAGACGGACGACUUUGACGAAGAGACGAUCGCUGCUUGGGAGGGCGAAGGCUUCGUCACGACGUAUGUGCCUUUUGGCAAUGGAGGGAGAGACUAUGUAGAUAGAAUGCAUGCGGCUCCUGACCAAGCAUUGGGUCUGAACGAUCAGUAUGCCAUAGUAGCAUUUGGAGAUGCAGCAAGCGCCUGUCUCGAAGCCUACGUCAAAUCCACACCUCGUCUCGCCGCCUUAAUCGCAUACUACCCAUCCAGACUCCCGGACCCGCAACAAACACGAUACCCCAUGCACACCACCGUCCUAGUGCAUCUCUUGAGCUUUCAGGCAUACAAGUACCCUGGUGUCGAGGAAGGAUUCGCCGAGAGUGAUCUGGAUGAAUACGAUGCUGCUGCUGCUGGAGUGGCUUGGAGCAGGACUUUGGGAGUCGUGAGGAAGGCGUUACGGAUAGCCUCCGACAUUGAGAGGAUACGGGACGAACAACUAGACCAUGCACGAAAAGGCAGCGUUCAAAAAGCCCUCGCCCUCACCAGUCAAAAUCCAGCAGUCCUCCACGUACCUUCUUUAACAGGAGCCUUCCACGAAGAAGACCUCGGCGACUUUUACUCUGAAUUCUUCCAACCAUCACCUACGUCGCUAAAUUGCAAGCUACUAUCCCGCACCGUAGGCACCGACCGCGUGAUCGACGAAAUGUCUCUAUCCUUCAACCACAACAAAGUCAUCCCCUGGCUACUUCCCGGUGUACCAGCCACGAAUCGCAGGAUCGAAGUUGUAAUCGUAUCUAUCGUAUGCAUCAAAGCUGGGAAAUUGUUCAGUGAAAAGGUUUACUGGGAUCAGGCUAGUGUGUUGAUGCAAGUGGGCUUGUUGGAUCCGAACCUGGUGCCGGACAAGUUCAAGGAAAAGGGAGUGGAGAAGUUGCCAGUUGUUGGUGCCGAGAGUGCGAGGGCGGCAGUCAGAGGAGGUAGUCGCAGGAUUAAUGAGUUGAUUUCUGAUUGGUAG